ACUCUGUCCACAAGAUUGUGACCUUUUUGUCGCAUUUCUAAACUAAAGGUAAGGAUGAGAAGUCUUCUUUGCAGACUAACAGUGCUGAGCCGCUCAUCGUGGCAGGGCCGGCCAGAACCGCACCGGAAAACCUCCAGCCUCAUGCAGCGGGACGGAGCGUGGCUGCUGGCCGCACAAGGCCGCCCUGUGAGCGGCCGCGGUGGCGCCGACAGCCGCAGGCAGCACUCACAAGCGGCGGGACCCCCGGAGGUGGACUUCCAUCGGUUACAGGGCCCAGACGAAGGGAUAGUAGAGGUGUUAAUGUGCCGACACAGAGCAAGGAACGCUCUUGGUCAUUUGUUUGUGGCACAGAUGAGGGAGCUGGUGUCCAGUCUAUCCAAUGACUCCACAGUUCGUGUACUUAUCUUCAAGAGUUUGGUUCCUGGGGUCUUCUGUGCAGGUGCUGACCUGAAAGAGAGAGCACAAAUGAACAACGUUGAGUCUGAUCUUUUUGUUCACGGCCUACGCUCCCUAAUGACCCAAAUAGCAACAUUACCCGCUCCAACUAUUGCAGCGAUGGAUGGUGUCGCCCUGGGAGGUGGACUUGAGCUUGCCUUGGCCUGUGACCUCCGCACCUCUACAUUUUCUGCUCAGAUGGGUUUGAUUGAGACAACGCGGGGGCUGCUCCCAGGGGCAGGGGGCAGUCAGCGGCUCCCACGGAUAGUUGGUGUCACUCUGGCCAAAGAGCUCAUAUUCACAGGAAGGCGCAUUGGAGGGCAGACAGCUCUGGAGAUGGGACUCUUAAACAGAGCUGUAGAACAGAACCAAAGUGGAGACGCUGCCUACAGAGAAGCGCUGACUCUGGCCAGAGAAAUCCUGCCUCAGGCUCCAAUUGCUGUGCGAAUGGCAAAGGAGGCAAUAAACAGAGGCACUGAGGUCGACAUUGGCUCAGCAAUGGCGAUAGAAAGAAUGUGUUAUGCACGAGUCAUCCCCACACAGGACAGACAAGAAGGAAUGGCAGCCUUUAUUGAGAAGAGGCCCCCACUGUACGUUGGGAAGUAAACGUGUCCCACUGAUCUUGCUUGAUCCAUAUUUUUUCCGUGUGCCUUAGUAUAAAAACUUAAUUACAAAGAACAUUUAAUCGGGAUGAAAACUGUUUAUUAGCUCAGCUGUGUGAGAACAGCAAUAAUUUCUUGUUAUAAAUUUGUUAUAUUUUUGGGCAUUGUAGGUGAAAAGUUUAAAAAUGAAUAAUUGAAAAAAAAAGUGUUGUCUCCCCUUUAUAACAACAUACACUCUUCAUUUCCAAACUUGAAAAUGUGGCGCACCGUGGUACAGGCUUGUCAAAUAUGCAGGAUU
This is a messenger RNA of Nematolebias whitei (Rio pearlfish), 1335 nucleotides long. It is a transcript of the gene echdc2, whose product is annotated as enoyl CoA hydratase domain containing 2. Gene Ontology annotation, biological process: fatty acid beta-oxidation. Gene Ontology annotation, molecular function: enoyl-CoA hydratase activity. The coding region runs from base 55 to 1041 and encodes 328 amino acids. Gene Ontology annotation, cellular component: mitochondrion. The record is from RefSeq and is a predicted model, not a curated record. The transcript has 11 exons. NCBI's taxonomy places the organism in Eukaryota, Metazoa, Chordata, Actinopteri, Cyprinodontiformes, Rivulidae.